Molecule: messenger RNA, 2201 nt
Organism: Toxotes jaculatrix (banded archerfish)
Lineage: Eukaryota; Metazoa; Chordata; Actinopteri; Toxotidae
Product: forkhead box protein D3-like
Exons: 1
Coding region: 1-933 (310 amino acids)
Biological process (GO): regulation of transcription by RNA polymerase II; cell differentiation; anatomical structure morphogenesis
Molecular function (GO): DNA-binding transcription factor activity, RNA polymerase II-specific; RNA polymerase II cis-regulatory region sequence-specific DNA binding
Source: RefSeq, a predicted model, not a curated record
AUGAAAAGGGAGAAAAGGGAGAAGAGGGUUUGCGCCUGCUCUGUCCUGGACAGGAGCCGCUGGGGCUGCCGCACCACCGGGCACUCUGAGGACCAUGACCUUGGACUGCAUAGGCUACUCAUGGAGGAGAAGGACAUUGACGUGGGGGGACAGACGGCUGAGGUGCAGAUGGAAGAGGCAGACUUUGCUGUCCGGCUUCAGGACGGCCCGAGCAAGAGAACCGCCUCGGUGAAGCCCCCGUACUCGUACAUCGCUCUCAUCACCAUGGCCAUCCUCCAGAGCCCGAAAAAGAGACUCACCCUCAGUGAGAUAUGUGAUUUUAUUAGCCAACGGUUUGUGUAUUAUCGGGAGAAAUUCCCUGCGUGGCAAAACUCAAUCCGUCACAACUUGUCGCUAAAUGACUGCUUUGUCAAAAUGCCCCGGGAGCCUGGGAAUCCUGGGAAAGGGAAUUAUUGGACCCUGGAUCCCAUGUCGGCCGAUAUGUUUGAAAACGGGAGUUUUCUUCGGCGGAGGAAACGCUUCAAGAGGCAACGUUUCUGUUUGGGAACGCUGAAGGACUCCAGGGCGCAGGAGCGCAGCCUGAUGCCUGUUUUUCCUCUCCCCGGAGAACACAGGAUGGGUUCUUGUCUCCAAGGUCCUGAUGUGUACCGCGACCUGAGCAUAGGAAGCCCUUUAAGCUCCCACACCGGUUCCAACAUCCGACCUGUGCGCAGCAUUAUACCUGCGCUCUCCUCGCUCCUCUCCAAGAAUUUCCCCUCUUGUUUAACCUUUGAACAUUUCGACACGGGACGCUGCGCCGUUGUCCCACCUUUGGCUCCAAACUCGUCGUUCAUGCCUCCUGUGUCGCUGCACGGACUGAUACCCAACUACCCCGUUAGCCACUUGUCCAGUUUUCCUUCUGGGAUCAUUAAGAUUUCGUCUAAUUUAAUUUAAUUUAAUUUAACGAUGCCCCUGCAUGUGCUGAGCUCACAGGGAAAUUGUGACUGAAUCUUCUUUCUCUCGGCCUCAGAAUAAACUCAUAGUACUUAAUAUAGCAAUACUAUGGCCUAAGCUUGCAAACUGGCCAGAAGCCUAUAUUUAGCAAUGUGUUUGCUUGAAGCAAAUGUUUUUGAAUAACUGAUAUUUUACAGCUCUCGAAAUGUUUGGAAUAAAAAGCAACAGACUUUGUACCGUGUCUGUGCAGUUUGGAUUAAACGUCCAAGGGUUUAUAAUUAUCAUGGUCGCUAUCAAAUAAUGCGGGCCUUUAGCCUGACGACUUCUUCUUUGGUGGCCUGUUUUAAAUAUUUUUUUCUUUUUUUUAAACAUUUAUUUGAAAUAUUUCUGGGAAUUCAAGCGCAAAAGAAAAGUCACAGUAUAAAUUACUGAGUCCAUGAUUAUAAUAAUGAUAAUAAUAAUAAGAAGAAGAAUAUAAGAAAUAAAAAGACGGCUUUGUUAUCAAUUCAGAGUGGGUGUCAUUUUAGGAGAAGAAGAAGAAGAUCGGAGCAUGGAUGAGGACAACUUGUCUCUGCCUCUUUUGUUUAUUGGUUAUCACUGUGAGUGCGUGUGUGUGGUUUCUUGCACAUCAUGUCUGAAGGAGGGCCCGCUUUAGUCAAAACAGGCCUUCGUGUUACAGCACACGCUGGUCUUGUCUCUGCAGCUUAAAUCAGUAGCACAUGGCCGUAGCAGAGUUUGCUCUGUCCACCAUGAACAUCAAAUACAUCUGCUCCGUCGGGUUUUUACUUCAAGUUCAGGCUGUGCCGCGCUGGAUUUCAUCGGAUAUGCUCGGUGGUGUUUGUUUUGACAGGUGGAAACAUCAGAGGCUCAGUGCGCGCGGAGAAAAAAAAAAAACUUUACCGCAACUGAAAAAAUACACAACCACGAUUUUAAAUAAAUACUGUAUACUGUAUGUAUAUAAUAUACAGACAUGGGCAGAUAAAAUGUAUUGAAAGAUCAGAAGAUAAUCAUUAUGCAGAAUGGCGUCUUUCAGACUAAUGCAUUUUUAUAUAUUAUUGCUAUGUUAAUGUACCUUCAAGUGGAAUUUGUUAGAAACAACAAAGUUCAUCAUACAUGCUUUUUUUUUAAUGCAAAGUGCUAAUAGCUAUUUGUGAACUACAGUAAUCAUAUAAAUUAAUGAGUAAAAAGUGCCACAUUUAUAAUUUAUUUGAUGUUUGUAUCUGUGUGUGAGUGAGAGAGAUCUUAAGGGUGUGGAACAUGGUAAGUGU